UUUGCGCGCUGUUACCUCGUUUUCUAAAGACCGACAGAGACUUCUUUCCCAACUUCCAGCCCAAACCCUUUUGGGUUUGUGUGUGAUAGUUGGGGCCCUGUGCUGCGCGUCCUUGCUGCUUCUGUCCUCCAAUGCGCUACAACGCAAGACUGCGUGGUGACGUGCUGCUACCAUCUCUUUUCUUCUCUAUGUCCUGCAGUGUGGAGACUUAAAUCCAAGGUCAUGGCAAAUCAUCUCAAGUUCAUUGCUAGGACUGUGAUGGUACAGGAAGGGAACGUGGAAGGUGCAUACAGGACCCUAAACAGAAUCCUCACCAUGGAUGGACUCAUUGAGGACAUCAAGCGUCGGCGUUACUAUGAGAAGCCGUGCCGUCGGCGACAACGAGAAAGUUAUGAAACCUGCCGGCGGAUCUACAACAUGGAAAUGGCUCGAAAGAUCAAAUUCUUGAUGCGAAAGAAUCGGGCAGAUCCAUGGCAGGGCUGCUGAGGCCUGUGGAUAGGAUGCCCAAUAUGAAAACCCUUGUCCAGUUUGUGUCUCCACCUAUUUUCUUUCUACAAUCCAUUUUCUGUUACCUUUCUCUACAAUAAAUUCAAUUACAUAUAUGAAAGAAGCAA
Messenger RNA from Microcebus murinus (gray mouse lemur), 614 nucleotides. The record is from RefSeq and is a predicted model, not a curated record. Lineage: Eukaryota; Metazoa; Chordata; Mammalia; Primates; Cheirogaleidae.